AUGCAGAGCCAUGAUUCAGCGUGGGAGCCAAGUCAAGCAGACAUCGAUAGGAAACCUUGGAAGUAUACUGGCUACCAAUCCUUCUCAGCAUUCGUCGCUUCCGACAACGACUUCUUUGUUUUAAGGAAGUUUGGUGCCUUGAGUGCUAGAGUCCUACUGGGACUGCAGGAUCAGCUCUCGCGCUUGGAACAAGAUUUGGAAGCAUUGGAAAAGACGGCACGGGAGAAGGAUGCACCAGAUGUACACAAUGGAUCUUUCAGACAGGAGACUCGAAAAGACCGACAGGCUCUUGUGGGCCAAGCCCAGCCUUUACUUCGGGAGUAUAAUGAACUCAUCCUCCAGCACUCCCGAAUUCGAGCGCGUCCACAAGUCCCAAAGAAAGACAUCUGCAGUCUCGACAACUGGUUCUUCAAUAACGGAAAUGCGAUAUUGGCUGAGGAAACCGCCUAUACCAAAUAUCCGUCGGAUCUCUUCUCUCUCGUGCCAACACCAAAGAGCCCACUUCGGUCGUUGCUAGAACAUUCUUCUCACUUCCGUCUGCUCAAAUUGUGGCAACAGAAAACAUUCGACAGUACUACACUCAACGAUAAGCAUAUACACUACAUUUCCGACGAAAAGAUAGACCGCUUUACCGCUACCAUCAUCAUGACCCUGGGCCUGAUCAUGCUUAUCGCGCCGCUGUGGAUCCUAGCUUUUCUGGGAGGCUUGGUCCAAAGACUCGGCGUUAUAUCGGCUUUCAUCGUGUUAUUUGUUGCUUUGGUGUCCGUUACCACGGUGACAAAACCGUUUGAAAGUUUGGCUGCCGCUGCUGCGUAUUCCGCGGUGCUGAUGGUGUUUCUGCAGAUGUCCACAAACUGA
Messenger RNA from Letharia lupina, 858 nucleotides. RefSeq lists its product as uncharacterized. The record is from RefSeq and is a predicted model, not a curated record. The transcript has 3 exons. NCBI's taxonomy places the organism in Eukaryota, Fungi, Ascomycota, Lecanoromycetes, Lecanorales, Parmeliaceae. The coding region runs from base 1 to 858 and encodes 285 amino acids.